CCGGCGCUCCCCGAGCCGCCCAGGCGGGAGCGCGCGCGGCGUUCCGGGGGGAGCGCGCGGCUCGCAUCUUUCGUGUGUGUGUGUGUGCGCGCGCGCGUGCGGCGGGCGGGCGGCUCGGCCCUCGGUGCGCGCGCCCGGCCCGCAGCCCGCCGGGGGACAAUGUCUCAGCCCCGAGGCAAGAAGAGAAACCCUGGGCUGAAAAUUCCUAAAGAAGCUUUUGAGCAACCACAGACAAGCUCCACACCACCCAGAGAUCUGGACUCCAAAGCCUGCAUCUCUAUUGGUGAGGAGAACUUUGAGGUGAAGGCCGAUGACCUGGAGCCCAUCUCCGAGCUGGGACGAGGUGCGUACGGGGUGGUGGAGAAGAUGCGGCACAUGCCCAGCGGGCAGAUCAUGGCAGUGAAGCGGAUCCGAGCCACGGUGAACAGCCAGGAGCAGAAAAGGCUGUUGAUGGAUCUGGAUAUCUCCAUGAGGACGGUGGAUUGUCCCUUCACCGUCACCUUUUACGGGGCACUCUUCAGAGAGGGAGAUGUGUGGAUUUGCAUGGAGCUGAUGGAUACCUCACUGGACAAAUUUUACAAGCAUGUCAUUGACAAAGGCCUGGCGAUUCCCGAGGACAUCCUGGGGAAAAUCGCAGUCUCUAUUGUAAAAGCAUUAGAACAUCUCCACAGUAAACUCUCCGUGAUCCACCGAGAUGUAAAGCCCUCUAACGUGUUGAUCAAUACGCAGGGGCAGGUGAAAAUGUGCGAUUUUGGGAUUAGCGGUUACCUCGUUGACUCUGUUGCUAAAACCAUGGAUGCAGGAUGCAAACCCUACAUGGCUCCUGAGAGAAUUAACCCGGAGCUGAACCAGAAGGGAUACAGCGUCAAAUCCGACAUCUGGAGCCUGGGGAUCACCAUGAUCGAGCUGGCCAUCCUGCGCUUUCCCUACGACUCCUGGGGCACGCCCUUCCAGCAGCUCAAGCAGGUGGUGGAGGAGCCCUCGCCGCAGCUCCCAGCAGAGAGGUUCUCAGCAGAGUUCGUCGAUUUUACCUCGCAAUGCUUGAAGAAGAAUUCCAAAGAACGGCCAACAUACCCAGAGCUUAUGCAACAUCCUUUCUUCACCCUGCACGAAUCCAAAGAGACAGACGUCGCCUCUUUUGUCAAGCUCAUCCUGGGAGACUGAGAACUGGACUUGUGAAAGAAUUGCCCUUCUGUGGACUGGUGGGUGCAGGGGAGGGGCGCGUGGCAGGACUUGUCAUGGAAGCACCAACAGAAAGUCGCCGUGGUUUGUUUUGUUUUGUUCUGUUUUGAUUCUGAGAAACCCCCACCUCACCCGAGUUUUUUUAAAGGGUUCUUUGGUAUCCAUAGUGACAUAGAACGAGCUGGUUAGUGGAAUGAAUUUUAAUAAGGUUGGUAACCUUAAAAGAAAAAACAACAACAAAAAAAAAGUUUUUUGAAAGAGUGAUUUACAUAUUUAAUGACAGUCGAGGUUCCUCUUCCUAACUUGCUCCUCAUCCCCCUUCCCUUCCCCUUGAACCAGAAUUUGCUUUGUCAUGGUAAUAGGUGCUAUGGUAGUCAUGAAGUUGUAUGUAGAUUUAUAUUUUGUCCCUUCCAUUAUUUUAAUAUUUAUGUUAAGUGCUUGAUGGAAUAGAUUUCUGUUUUAUAUGAGGAUGAGUGCGUGGUGAUGAUGAUGAUGAUGAUGAUGAUGAUGAUGAUGAUGAUGAUGAUGAUGCAAAAUGAGGCUACAGCAAGCAGCACUUGUAGGGCUUUGCUGGGGAAAAGGUGUCCGAGCAGAGGAGAGAGGAGAGGAGAAGUGUCCCUGUUGUGGAAUAUAUUUGAUGUGCAUCAUAAAAGGAAUUGAUAAGCAAGACUUGCAGCUCAGCUGCUCGAGCUGUGCCAGGGAGGGAGGCCCAGUGUCCCCUGUGGUCACCUCUUCUCCGGACACCACGCUCCGAGUCUGGCCGGCGCUUCCCGGCCUCGGGCUGGGCCAGCCCUGUCCCACCCCUGCCCUGCUGGAGAGGCUGGCUGGGAGCUCUGGGGCUCACUGGGACAGUGUCUGGGACAAUGUCUGGGACAGGAGGCCCAGGGGGAAGGAGGUUGUCGGAGAAGUUGCACAAAGAGGAGGAGGAGGAGGCUGCCCUGGUCAGUGCCCGCCUGCCCAGCAGCGUUGCAGUGCCUGAGGCUCCCUUGGGCUGGGGAUGAGCUGCUUGGGCCUCAACAGGAGCUCCUCUCUCCUUCUCGGGAUGAGACAGGAUCACAGGAUGCACGGCCUGGCACCUGUGAAAAAUGGGAUGCUUUAGUGCUGGUUGCCAGGGCUUGUGGCACUGCCUUGGCAGCAAUCCCUCCGUGCUUGCCCACAGGGUCUGGGAGUGCCAGCGCUCCCAAGAGCCCGUGCUGGGACUGGGCUGUGGCCAGCCCCAGCUGGGAUGCUGCAGGCAGCCAGCAGCACUGGGCUCUGCCGUGGGCUGCAGGUGGGAGCUGCAGCCUGGGAAACCACGCAGGGACACCACAGCCCACCCUGCCCAGGAGCUCCUCGCUGCUGGCUGGCUCCUUGGGGACAAGCUGCAAGCCAGGGGCAGGAGAAGGGAGCUGGUGAGGUGGGAGAGGAGCUGGAGAUCCUUCUGCCCUCAGGUCAGUCACUGUCUGGAGCAGGGGCUACUGUGAGUGUUGCUGAGCCCGGAGCGAGGCCGCUGGUUUGAGCCACACCUGCCCAGCUGCCUGAGCUCCUCUGCCUUUGCCCGUGGCUCCUUCCCCCAGCCCUGCAACGGGGCCAGGCUGCACAAGUGCCUCGUGCCCCUGCACACGCUUCCAUCCCCACCCCUCGCUUGGGCACAGCCCCUCGGAGCCAGGUCUGAGCAGAAACACGCUGCUCUGCAGUGCUGGACCUGUGCAGGUGUCAUUGAACCUGUGCACAAUGACAUUGAACCCUACUCUGCAAUGCUGGACCUGUACAGGUGUCACUCAGCCUGUGCACAAUGUCACUGAGCCUGUGCAGGUGUCAUUGAGCCUGUGCAGGUGUCAUUGAGCCUGUGCACAAUGUCACUGAGCUUGUGCACAAUGUCACUGCGCCUGUGCAGGUGUCACUGAACCUGUGCACAAUGUCACUGAGCUUGUGCACAAUGUCACUGCACCUGUGCAGGUGUCACUGAACCUCUGCAGGUGUCACUGAACCUGUGCACAAUGUCACUGCACCUGUGCAGGAGUCGCUGCAGCUGCGCAGGUGCCGCUGCACCUCUGCAGGAGUUGCUGCAGCUGUGCAGGUGCCACUGCACCCUGCUCUGCCCGCUGAGCAGCUGCAGGCUGUGCUGGUGCAGCUGGAACGGUCUGAGCGGGUUUUGGGGAGGGAUCCCCAGAAGGGCUGGUGGGCAGGGCAGUGCUCAGAGCAGGGCUGUGGCUGGUGGCACUCGGUGCUGGGGACACGCCAACCCUUCCAAGAGGCGCACAAAGACACCGCAGUGCCUGGGCCGCCCCUGUCACUGCCACCACGGGCUGGCACAGUGCCACCGGUGUGGCACAGCCCUGCCCUGGGCUGGCAGUGACAGACAGGGCAGCGCUUGUGGGAUUCUCAAUCCUUGUGCCCUCAGCUCGCGGGGGCUCGCAGAGGAGCCAGGGUGGGAUUCCCAGCUCCUGCAGGCUUUGGGGAGGAGGCUCCCCUUGCUCAGCCCUGCCCCAGGAGCCUGCCCGGCCCUCAAGGAAGGACAGGCUCAGCGUCUCACCCUGUGCCCAGGGGAACCUUUCAGGUUACAUUUCGUGGCGGGUGAAACACGAGGAUGUUUUACUUCACAGUGUAAUUUUAAGAGGCCUCGCAUGGCUCAUGACCUGUCCUCUCAUAUUCCAUGGGGUGUGUGUGUGUGUGUUUUCUCUCUCUCACUUUCUCAGAGUCACAGAGCUGUUUUGAUUGAUUGUCCUCAGCUGCAGCUGAAAGUCCAGCCAGCCAGUUUAUAGACUUGGUUCCAGCAUCAAUUCUCACUUUGAAAAACAUGACAUUUAAAACCACUCUUUGGUUUUCCUACAUAUGGAUCUGAUGCUUUUGUUGAAGAUUGUUUUUGCUGCUUUUCCCCUGCAAUAUAAGUCUCAUUUGGACACCGCAUCUCCUUGACCUCAGAGCACCUUCAUUUCAGUGCCAUUGUAAUUGACAGGUUGAAUUUAUGAGAUACUGUCAAAGCUCAGUAUUAAUAGCAGAUAUUAAUGUCACCAGCGUUUUCCAAUGGAGAAUUAAUGGCAGUGCUGUCUGCAGCUAGGAACCCUCUAAAAGGAUUCCUCCGUGCCUCCACACAGGCCUUGCUUUUCUGCUUUCUGCUCUAAUCCCUUUGUUUUAAUGACAUUACAAUAGGGCAUGCAGCAAAUCCCUCCCCUUCCCUGCUCCUUUUCCAUGACUUUGUCCCUUUUAAAGUCGUUUGUGUCAGCCCAGAGUAAGUGUGGAGCUGUCUGAGCGUGAGAAUGGGAAGUGCUGUGAGAGUGCUGAGCGGAGCUGUGGCAGCACAGGCUGUGGGGCUGUCCCUGCAUCCCUCGUGGUGGCCACAAAGCUUGGCCUGACCCAGGAAUUUCUUAGAGAGAAGCCUGAGCUUGGUGGCUUCAGCUCAGGGAGGAGAGCCAGGAACUCCUGUGUGUCUCAAAGCCCUGCAGACCUGCAGGAUGAGAGUCAGGCUCUUCUCUCUGCUGCUUAAUUGUCACCUCUGUGAAGAUGAGAAGCCUUUGCUUGCUGCUCAGAUCUUUGUUUGGCCAGACAGGCUCUGGGAAACCUUUCCUGACAGGCUGGCCCCCUGAACAGCCCAGGUGUUUAGGAUGAGGGAUGUUCUGCACACAGGUUUUCUGUGUUCACACAGCACAGGGCUUGGGAUUGCCCCAAACUGGGAUUUUUAGAGAAGCAGGUCCCAAAUGCCAGAAUCUUGAAAGAACCCCAAAGCCAGGGAGCAGAGAGAGAGCAAAGCUGCUGGGAGCUCAGCACUGGGCUUGAGCUGGACCCGCUGUGGGUGGGUUUGCAGGGCAGGAAGGGCCUCUCCAGGCUGCCACAGGUUUUCAGGAGGCACAGCCCAUCCCCAGAGAUCCCCAGGUGUGAUGUCCAUCCUCCUCUUCCUCCCACUGUACAGCCCCUGCAAUCUCCAGGAUGCUGGAGGCCUUGCCAUGGCUGGAACUCUGAGGUGUCACUGGUAGCAAAGAUGUUUUCUGGGUCCCCAGGAGCCCUUUGGACCCUUAAAUCUGGAAGAGGAGCUGGAGGGCAUUUUCUGGUUGCUGUUUUUAAACACCAGGUUCAUGCUGCUGCACUGGGUGCAAUGCCCAUCUUUCCUGGAGUUCUUCCAGGUAUACAAACCUUGACACAGAUAUCUCUGUACUGUGUUUCUGUGGUUUUCCCUGAUCUUUGAUGAGUUUAUUGGUGACAAAGAGGCAACUCUGACUUGUUAAAGAGGUGAAACUUCAUUUCUGGAGGCAGGUGUGUGACACAGGAGGCAGUUGGUGGGUCACUACUUGAAAAAAUCUCAAAAAAAAUCUCAAUUCUCAACCCUGCUGUUGAGCAGGUGCUGCUGGGUCAAUGCUGCUGCACCUUGUCCAGGUGGGAAGGGGCUGCCAGGGGCUGAGGACACAGCCUCAGCUGGGAUUUCUCCAUGCUUGCUGCCAGCCAUGUGUGUACCUGCACAUUUCCCUUCUUCCCUACACGUUCUGGAAGAGGAAAUCCUGCUUGGUCAACACAGCAUUGCUUCAGUGGCUGGUCUGGUGUGGUUCAGACAAGAUUCCCACCAGCUUGUGUGUUUAAUAAAUCUUUUUUAUUCAAAACAACCCCCACACUCCUCUCUCAGAAAAGCCAGCCAAGAUGCUCUUUUUUUUUUUUUUUUUUUUUUUCCCUUUCCAUCUUGUUCCUGUUAGAGGAAUUCUGGGAGCCUGUCUUGGUGCUUUCACUCUUUCACAUGCCAAAGAUCCCUCUUAGUUAUGCUCCUGCCAAACCAGAUCUGAUAGCCUUGCCUCUGAAACCAUCCACUUCCCUGCUCCUUGGGGUUCCUUUUGUUGCUGUUGCUUUUUCAUUGAAUUUCCUCGUGUUUAUUGACAUGUCUAUUGUUGAGCUUCCUGGACACAUGCAGCUCUCUUUUUUGGGAUACAGGGAAAGACAAAUAGUUGCCUUCACUUCAGUGCCCCUGCUGUUGGGGAAAUACUGUCAGUGAUGUGAUUCCUACAGAUGGGAUGGGUCUCAUGUAGAGCUGGGGUCAUGGAGGUGUAAACUGGCACUGCUCUGUUCCUUGGCUGGAGUAAGGCCAGUUUUGUCCAGCUGAGAAUCUGUCCUCAGUGUCUAAACAGUUAUUACACACUAAUAAAGAUUAAUGAUCAUAAAUCCCCACGGAUUAGACAUAAAAUGGCAAGUUUUGCUCAUUAAUCUUUAUUGCCAUAUUAUGGUUGUUGAUGUUAGAGCAGGCUCCCCCCUCUGCUGUGCAGAGAGGAGGGGGCUGAGCCUGAGGAGAGGGAGGGAGGACAGAACACACAGAACACACCAGAUGUCCACAUUUUACACUCUGUGUCCUGCCCCAGGCUCCUUGUUUCCUUGCAAGCCCUUAAGCAGCAGCAGAGGAUGGAUCCCAGAGCUUUGCCUCUGCCUGGGCUAUAAAACCCAGAUUGUUUCUGGUGAGAAGGGAUCAGAUCUCCUCAUUAAUAUUUCAGCUCAGCCUUUGCUGGAGCAGAUGGAGAAUGUGAAAUUUGCCCUGUGCUCUGCAGAGCUGGGAGAUUCCCCCCUGGAUCAUGGCUGGAGCAGUGGCAGCUCUGUUGAAGGCUGAAAGAACUCUACUCCUUCACAUAACCCCACUUCAUAUAAACAGUGGCUUUUGGUAAUAAAUAGGGCCAGAAAAAGCUGCAUCUCAGUUUUGAGGUGUUUGCAGAUGAAUAAACACAGCCAGGAGCUGGUGGUGCCAGUGCUGCAGGCACAAAGGUCCAUUGCUGGAUAAAUGGAAAGGACUCUGAGAGUGCAGUGAACUUCAAGGGUGGAUUUAAUGGCGUGGGGACAAAAUGAGUGCUCUGAUGGGCAGCUGGUGUCAGCCCUCCCUGCCAGGGGGGAGCAGGAGAGGCAGCACACAGCCUGAGGGCAGCCUGGCUGCCCUUCCCCUCCCCACAUCUUUCUUCAGGCCCAGAUCUGUGGGCACUGCAUCCCACUCAUCCCCAGUUCCAGCAAGGGGAGCAAAACCUAAAAUCCAAAAGAAACCCACAGGGAAAAACCUGCAGGUGACCCAAGGCACGCUGCUGCUGUGUGGCCUUAAAAAAAGGGAAAUCCUGGGAGAGGCCUCGGGAGCUGACAGAGGAGAAACUUUCAAGGUGGUCUCCAACCAGGUUAAUGCUGGAAAUACCCCAUUUUCAGGCCAGCAGGAGGAGGGGCAGCCAGGGAGCAGCUGGGGCUGCAGGAUGGUUUUGAUGUGUCCUUCACAGCAGCCCUGGGAUGCUGGACAGCCCUCGCCCUCCGUGGACACCUGACAUCCUGGGCACCUUCAUAUUUCUAUUUUCAUGUCAAAAUGUUUCUCAUUUUUUUCUUUUCAUGGGAUUUUACUGGCAGCCAGUGGGAAGGGGAAGGGGCCUGCAGUCCGUGGAGUGCUUUGGGGGAGGAAGGAGCUGCCUGUCCUCUCCAGUUCCCUGCUCCCUAAUUCCACAGCUGGGAAUUGGCUGCACGGCCACCUUCCAAGAGCUCUUCCCUUCCUUUGCUGCCGUUCCACUGAAAUUCCCUUUGGGAAUGCUGGGCAGCUCUGGAGCUGCAGCAGCCCAGCUCUGAGCUGGCUCAGCCAGGAUGAGCCUCAAUCCCUUCCCUGGGAGCCUCCUGGUUUUUGGAGGAUGGGGCGAGCGUCCAGCGGCCGCGAGGUUCUGCGGGGAUAAGCCGGGAAAGGCUUGGAAGUGGAGAUGGAAAUCUCGAAAGAUCAGACGUCUUUUGGCCAUUUCCAAAGCUAUCUGGUGUUAGCCAGACCUGAAAACCCUUCCUAGAAGUUUUAUUUCGGGGUAUUUUGAUCUGUUACUUUCGCUUUUGGGCUUAGCUAAAUCCAGGAAACUCACAGUGGUGUAAUUAUUGAAUAAAGACUAAACACACCCCAAGUAUUCCUGAACCUAUCAGGAAGGCUGCUCCCUGGUUUAUCUUCCAGGAAUAAUUCAGGCCAGCUCAGGCUUGAGUUCAGUCUGGUUUUGCCCCUAAAUAAUGAUUCUUUUUGAGGAAAUAAUGAGAGCAGGCCAAAAGGCUGUGACCUGACACACCAAACCCUUCCAAGAGGUGGAUAGAGAUAAAUGCUCCAGUGAGAGGGGCCAAUGUCUGGAGGCUGGAAGAGCAGCCUGGAGUAUCCAUGGCCUCCAAAAACUCACAUAGGCACAUUUUCUCCAAGAACUGUGGAUGGAGGUGUUGGAUUCUGCAUAUCUUGGGAUUUUUCCCUCUAGGAGAGAACAUUCAGCCAUCUUGGAGUGUCCCAGAACACCCAAAAGCCUUCAGCAUUUUCAUGUUUUGUUUUUUUUUUUCCAGGAUGGAUACUGUGAAAAGUCAGGAAGGGCCAGGUGUCCUUGAUUUGUUCAGCCAGGGUCAAGAAAGGUGGAUUAAGUGCCUGGUAAAAGCCAAAAAAAGGUGUGUUUAAAGAUAAAUCCCAGUCUCUGUCAGAGCUGUUGAGCCAGGAUCGAAUUUUCCCAAAUCCAGGUACAGCUGCAGAGCUCUCCAUCCAUUUUUAGCCCAAAUUUAGUCACAAAUCCUGAAUAAACACCUACAGCAUGGACUGUGCCUUCUGAGGGGCUUCUUGCAGGCUGGGGCUCAAAAUCCAAUAUCCCCCAACCCAGGAUUUGGCCCUGAAUAUUCCCUUUAAAAUCCAUGUGUAAAGUGAAUUUCCAGGGCCCGGCCGCUGUUUUUAUUUUGGUGAAUCGAGUGGUUUGUGCUUGGUGAGAGCUGUCCCUGUGCCAGGGGCUGCUGGAAAUAGUCACAACAUCCAAAAGAGCUGCAAUUCUGCAUUUUUCAAUAGCAAUACAACAAGGGGAAGCUGCUAAAUGGAGCUUCUUGUAAGCUGGAAAUGUGUUGGAGUAAAAUUUGUCGUUUCUUGUGGGGAAAAAAGCCUUAAACAACACCCUAAAAUUGUCCAAAGUCUUCAAUUUAAGGAUUUACAGUUUUGUUGGCAAAGAUCCAUGUUUAGCAUCAAUAUAUGGGAUUUCUAGACUUUCUGUCUUAAGGUGUGAAGUCUGCUUUUUCUUGAGAUAGGGGGAAAUCUGUAACAAGAAUAUUUCUACAUCAUUUUGGCUACAAAAAAAAAAAACCCAAACACCAAAAUAUGAGCAAAAAAAUGGAAAAGCACCCAGAUCCCAGUGGUCUCUGGUGUUGAGGAGGCACAUGAACCUGUUAGGAAGAAGAGUUUCCAACCUGCUGUAAUGCAAGUCCUUAUUUUACUUUAUUUUUAGGAUUUUUUUUACAGUAACUUCGUUUGGUUGCUUAACUGUGAAAGUCUCUGCUUUUUUAUCCCUGUGAAAGGCUGAUUAUUCUUUCUCAUGUUUGUCUUAUUUAUUAUUUAUCCCUUUCUGGUACUAUCCAAGAGGUGCUGAAGGUAUUUCCCAGCCUGCCCUUGAGCCAUAUGGAAUCUCUGUGGUAUCUCCUAACAGCUGGGAUGGCAGUAGACAGCUAAUUAUGAUUUUAAAUUAUAUUUAUAGCAACUUAGAUUGGUAUUUUUUUAGUGUCCUGGUUUGCUCUAGAAUUAGGGAUGAGGAGAAGCAAUCUUGUUUCUUAAAAAAUUGUAAUUUUUUGAGUUUUCUUUUUACAUCUUGGGGGCUUCUGAAGAAACCUGCUCACUUUUAUGUUUUUAGGAGGGAAGCACGAGGUGAAUUUCAUGUUCCUUUGAGAGGGGAUUGAGUAGCACCAGGGUUCAGUUCAGCUGGUAAAAUGCUCUGUGUCACAUCAUUAAAACCACCCGGAAUGCUGAGAAAACAACCCCUUUCCACCUGGAAAUUAAAAUCUGGUUGGUGACAAACUUGGUUUGUCCAAGGCUUUUCUCUGUCAGAUUUCCAUGGAGUUUGCUGAGCGUCGUCAGGAUUGGCCAAGGCAGGGCUGGGGACAGCCAGGUGUCACCUCUGGCCUGGAGGACACAUGUCCUGCAGGAAUAUUGCAGCAAUUCAUCUGCAGCUUCGUGCUCUCCAGGGGAUGUUGAAGGGAAUCCCUUAAGUGUGGGAGAGAAUCCAUCAGGUUUUAUUCUUUUUAUUCCCUUUCUCCCCUUGGAAAGGUCCUUCAAAAGCUUCCCCAGCCUUUCUGAUAAAGAAUAACAGAAUCAGACAACCACAGAGUCAUUUAGGGUAGAAAAACCUUUAAAAUCAUCGAGUCCAACCAAAAACUCAGCACUGCCAAGGCCACCACCAACCCAUGUCCCCAAGUGCCACAUCACACAUGUUGAGCCCUUGCAGGGAGGGUGACACAAGCCCUUCCCUGGGCAGCCUGGGCGCUCUGGUGCAGCUGCUUUCAGACAGCUCACGCUGCUUUUCUGGUUUGUUUUCUUUCCCCAACAUAUAAGAAACGUUGGGUAGCAGAAUGUGGAAUUGAUUAGAAGUUCAUAAAGCAGGGACCUCAGAAGGAUGUGGGUAUAAAUGCUUUUCAGGCAUCCGAGGUGAACUUUAAAUGGAGCUUUGGCCCUCAUUUGCUUUCUGCUUUUCAAAAACCAUUUAUGAGAAAGUGGAGCUGUCAAAGCCGUGCAUGAACUUUGCCUUCUUGCAAAUAACUUGUCUCAAAGUAAAUUGUCCAAAUGCACAAGAAACUUGUCUCAAAGUAAAUUGUCUCAAAGAAAAUCCAGUAGCUCCAGAAAGCUGGAAUUAUGUGCAUUAGAGGGUAUGAGAGGUGUGUGUGUGUGUGUGUGUCUGUGAGUAUGUGUAGUGCUUGGGGGGAGUGCAGGGAAUAACUCAACCAUUUUGAGACUUACAAAAACACAAUGCAAGUGCUUUUUGAAAAGAAAAAAAAAGGCAGCGUAAAAUAUUUAUUUCUUGGCAGAAGUACAUCAGACCACAUCUCCCAUCCUUCUUUUAAUUGCUUGGUGUUUGUUUGUGUUGUGUCAGGCUUUGCUGGUUUCCUUUGCAGGGCUCUGUCACCUCACACAACCCCUCUCUCAGCCAGGGCACAGGACAGCUCCAGCUCCUCGGGGGAGCCCUGGGGUGCGAGCAGGGCAGCAAAGGCAGAGCUGUGGUGUUGGGUUAAGGGCAGCACAGUGCAGCGUGGGGGAUUUUCAGUUUUCAGCCUCGUCCAGGGAACUCUUUCCUCGUGAGAAUCCAAACCACCUCAGCCUGAGGCAACACCCAAACCUCAGCCUCGGGGAGGGUGGCUUGGCCAGAGAGCAGCUUGGAGCGUGUUGGGUGGCACUGGCGUGGGUGUGAGGUGGCCCUGGGCGGUUGGCAGCGUCCUGUGGGCUUUGCCCAGGCUUUGGAGCUGCCCCGUGCAGGGUGGGUGCCCCGAGCUCCUGUCCCAGCCAGGUGCAGACACUGCCAGGUUCCAUCAGUCACACACUGCCAGGCUCCCAGGCUUGUCCCCUGCUCCUGAGCCCUUCCGUGUCACCUGGCUGCCCACCUGCACAGCUGCACGUCCCCUCCCCCUGGCUCCACCUGCAGCACUUCCCUGUGCUGUCUUCACCAUCUCCGUGCUGCUCCUCGUGCCCUGGGGAUGAGCAGGAGUAGCAGAGUGACAGCAGGACCGCGUGUGUAACGUUUGAGAGGCUUUUACUCCAUGCUGUUGUUUUAAUGAGAUGCUUUUAGGGCCCUGCUGAACUGGUAUUCUUUAACCUUCACUGCCACAGAUACUUUCUCCCCACCCUCUUCACUUCAAUCAGAUUGGCAAAAUACAUUUGACUUGAAAACUAAAACAACCCCAAACCCUGCUAAUGGGAUAAGUUACUCCUCUUUACUGUGCUUUGAUUUGAUUUCUCAGGAUACUCAGAGGUUUUUCACUGCUGCUGAGAGGGGACAGUACACCUUUUUGGAGACUUCAACCACUGUAACAGUUUUCCAGAUGUGUGUGUGCGUGUGCGUGUGUGUAACCCAGCACUGUGCGUGCGUGUGUUCUGCUGAAUAUCGUGUGCAUCUCUGAAAUGCUUCAAACAACUGCCUGGAAGUCAAAAACCAACCACCUCUUUCCAGUCAUAUGUUUGCCGUGACUUUUCAUAACCACACUUGAAACUAGUGGUCUUGGAUGGAAAAAUUCAAAGAGCAGGGCAUCGUUAUAGCAAUGGUAUAUCAGUCGAAUUACGGAAAAUGUACACAAAAAUAAAUAAAUGAAAUUUAAAAGUAA
Molecule: messenger RNA, 12216 nt
Organism: Taeniopygia guttata (zebra finch)
Lineage: Eukaryota; Metazoa; Chordata; Aves; Passeriformes; Estrildidae
Gene: MAP2K6
Product: mitogen-activated protein kinase kinase 6
Biological process (GO): protein phosphorylation; MAPK cascade
Molecular function (GO): MAP kinase kinase activity; ATP binding
Source: RefSeq, a predicted model, not a curated record